GCUCUAGGAUGGCGCACUCGCUCUCCUUAAGCUUUGUGGCGGGGAGGCUGCGGGAGAGUCUGGCGGGGGGAGAUCCCGGCGUACCCCGGAUACACGAAGUGGAAGCCAUUUGUACGUCUUCACAUACAGCCAAAGUAUCUCCGCUAAAGUGAACUAAAAUCACUCCGGUGGAAACAGAAACCAUCCUCUGGAUGAAAAGGCUUUUUGAGAUCUAAAACAUUUCUUGGAGUUACUCUGGAGACAGAGACAGAAUGGAGACACAACUUUUAGCAAGUGAGGCAACUGAAAAAGACCCUUCUGCUGUUCAGAAUGGAAGCUGUGGGGAGAUCUGGGCAAAAACUGGGCAGAAGAUCCUGGAGGAGGAAACCAUCCAUUCAGAAAUUCAGCCCUGCAACUCCAGGAGCAUCCAAGAGGCUGAGGGUCCUCGGAGACUUUUUAGUCAACUCCAUGCAUUUUCUAGGCAAUGGCUGAAAAAGGAAAAUCACACCAAAAUGCAGAUGCUGGACAUGGUUGUUCUGGAGCAGUUCUUAGCCCUUCUGCCCCCAGAGAUGGAGAGCUGGGUGCGGGAGUGUGGAGCAGAGACCAGCUCCCAGGCGGUGUCCCUGGUGGAAGGCCUCGUGAGCCAGGUGGAGGAGCAGGAGCAGGACGAGUUGCAAAUCAUGGAUCUUGAGGAAAGGAAGAAUCUAAGAAAUCUCUCUCCAGAGCGGUUUUUCCGAAGGUUCUCUCAGGAAGAUCCAAGUCAGGACACCUCAGGAGGUCUUCGUAGUGGAGAUGAAGGAAUGGUUGGACACCCAAAUCAAGAAGGUUCCGUGGCCUAUGAGGAGGUGGCUGUGUAUUUCUCGGAGGAGGAGUGGUCUCAGCUGGAUCCUGACCAAAAAGCGCUGUAUUGGGAAGUCAUGCGGGAAAAUCAUAGGAACGUGGCCUCUCUCAGCGAUGAUGGGCAGGAGAAUAAAGAUUCCUAUGAACCAUUACAAGGGAUAACUGGUGAAGAGAGAAUGGAGACAACUGCAGUUGGAAUAGAAGUGGAAAGAUGUGAGAAAAACCAGCCUGACAAUUGGAAUCAGGAAAGCUCCUCUUCCGUUGAUGCUCCAGUGCAAGACUUUGUGGUCCAACAAGGGAAAAUAAAGGAAUAUUUUGGGGAAAGUGUGAAGCAAAUCAAAGACCAAUUAGAUGCAAAUGGACGCUAUCCAUACCAAACUAAUGGAGCAGAAAUGGAGGAUUACAUUUCUAAACUAAAAAAGUUUUCUAAACUGGACUAUCAAUCAAAGAAGGAGGUAAUAAUUAAAGGAAGACCAACGCCGAAGCUAAAGGGCCUGCUUCAGAGGCAUAAUCAGAAAACCCGCUCUUUCCAAACGGAGUGGUAUACACGAAAAGACUGGCUGUGUGGAUGUUCAGUAAGAAACCGCCUUUUCUGCUUUCCCUGCCUUCUUUUCUCAACUUGCGGCAAUGUCUGGACUCAGAUGGGAUAUUGUGACCUGAAGAAUUUGCAAAGAAGCCUCAUCAAACAUGAGCAGUCGACCACCCACAUACAUAGUCAGAUCUCACUAAAAACGUUCAGCGUGCCCAGGAUAGACAUAGCUUUAGAUGAACAACGCAGACUCAACAUCAACACCCACAAUGCUAAGGUAAAGGAAAACCGAGAGAUUUUAAAAGAUCUCAUCGAUGUCACCUGCUUCCUCGCCAAACAACAGCUGGCAUUUCAUGGAAAUGAUGAAAGUACAGACUCUACGAAUCGUGGAAACUUUGUUGAACUCUUACAUGGUUUUGCUGAGAAAGAUGACAGGCUAGCUAAACAUUUGAAAACAUCCACUGUAUUUUCCGGCUUGUCAAACAGAAUACAGAAUGAUUUAAUUGAAGCAGUCAAUGAUGUCAUUAGAAAUGACAUUAAAAAAGAGAUCAGUGCAACUCCAUUUGUUGCUGUAGAAGUAGACGAGACCACAGAUGUCACAAACCAAGCUCAGAUUUCUGUCAUACUGCGGUAUGUGGCUAUGACUGAUGCCAAUUGUGAGGUGAAGGAGGCGUUUUUGGGAUUUGAUGAUGUGAGGGAGGACAGACGCGCUCCCGCAAUUGCUGAGUAUAUCCUGAGAGUGUUGGAGAAGUAUCACUGUAUUGGAAAGCUUGUAGCUCAAACCUAUGAUGGGGCUGCUGUAAUGACAUCAGAACUAAAUGGCGUGCAAGCUAAAAUAAAAGAAAAAGUGCCCGAAGCCAUGUUCACACACUGUUAUGCACACAAGCUGAACUUGGUGCUUUUCAAUUCAGCAAAGUGCAUGCCGGAGUGUCGCACAUUUUUUAAAACAGCUGAGGGGCUAGCGUCAUUUUUCAGCAAGUCCACAAAGCGCACUCACUUGCUGGAUGAUGUUGUUAAGCGCCGUUUACCCAGAGCAGCACCCACAAGAUGGAGUUCUACCUCUAGGCUGGUGCAGACAAUAAGCAUGCACCAAAAUGAUCUGCGCACAUUAUUUCAUGUCAUUCUAGAAAAUCCUGACAACUGGGACAAUGACACACUAAUGAUGGCAGCAGAAUACGAUCGGUGGCUGUCAAAACCAUCAACAUGCUUUCUCCUUAUGGCAUAUGAGGACAUUUUCAAUGAAACUGACACACUUUUUAGAGUACUGCAAAACCAGGUGAUGGACAUCGAAUAUUGUCUUGCACGUAUCCGCGACACCUUUACAGCUCUUGAGCGCAUGAAACUGGAGUUCAACAGUUUAUAUGACCGAUUUGAGAAGAAAUGCAGCUCACUUGGUCUGACAGGGACUGGAUGUAGAGAGACGGUUAUAUCUGAACAAAAACGAGUGUUUUAUAACAUUUUGGAGAACAUAAGCCAUCAAAUGCAGGCUAGGUUUGAUCAUUUUGGUGAGUUGACUUUCCUUGGUUUGGUGGAUUGCGCAAAAUUUAGUGAAAUGUCCCGACGUUUUGAUGACACGAAACUGCAGAGCCUUUCAAAAUAUGCCAGAUUUUUUGACUUUGUGAAACUGAAGGCGGAUCUCGUUGGACUGUACAGCUCAAAAGUGAUCAGGGAUACAUGUAAAUCUCCUGCACAGCUUCUUAGCUUUUUGGCCCAGAAAGAUCUCAUUCAGACUGUUCCUCAGGCUACAAAGUUGCUCCAGCUUGUGCUCACUGUUCCAGCUAUGACAGUAUCAGUGGGGCAGUCAUUCUCAGCACUGAAGAGACUAAAAACAUACAAUCGGAACAAGACUAAUCAAGAACGACAUUCUUCCCUGGCCGUGAUCGCCAUUGAGACAGAGAGACUUUUAAAAUUAAAAGAAGAUAAGGAAAAAUUCUACCAGCAAGUCAUAGAUGCUUUUGUUCAGAAGGAGCGGCGGAUGGACUUCAUUUAUAAGUAAUGGUAAUAAUGUGCAGGAGAAUCAAGAUUCCUGUGAACUGUUCCAAGUGAUCAAUGCUGGAGAUAGAAUGGAGAAGUCUGCA
Molecule: messenger RNA, 3426 nt
Organism: Thamnophis elegans (Western terrestrial garter snake)
Lineage: Eukaryota; Metazoa; Chordata; Lepidosauria; Squamata; Natricidae
Product: zinc finger MYM-type protein 1-like
Exons: 8
Coding region: 252-3344 (1030 amino acids)
Biological process (GO): regulation of DNA-templated transcription
Molecular function (GO): protein dimerization activity
Source: RefSeq, a predicted model, not a curated record